AUGGAUCUUCAAAAAACUCUAGAGUGUGAUUUCUCAACCAGUACAACGGCAGAAAAAACAGCAAGUCGUGUCAUUCUCUUAGACGCAUUAAAGCAAUAUUUCAAUUAUGGGAUCCGUAUUAGAUGUGAUUUUUGGCUUGAUCGUCUUGAACCGGUUAUUUGGAAACUAGUCGCCACUUAUCGCGGAGAAAUCGACGAAGAAUUCUGGAGCAAACAUGACAACCAAUGGUGUAACGGAUGGGAGAGUUUCGAUACUCAGCUAGAUCUAGAUUUGAAUUUUUCUGCUGGGUUUUUAGGUGCCAGACAGGAACUUGUUGGAAGUGGAGACGAUGCUGAAGUUUAG
Messenger RNA from Ambispora leptoticha, 342 nucleotides. Lineage: Eukaryota; Fungi; Glomeromycota; Glomeromycetes; Archaeosporales; Ambisporaceae. The record is from the annotation of a GenBank genome assembly.